Annulohypoxylon truncatum is the source of this 1652-nucleotide messenger RNA. Its product is annotated as WD domain-containing protein. Gene Ontology annotation, cellular component: Seh1-associated complex; nuclear pore outer ring. Gene Ontology annotation, biological process: positive regulation of TORC1 signaling; cellular response to amino acid starvation. NCBI's taxonomy places the organism in Eukaryota, Fungi, Ascomycota, Sordariomycetes, Xylariales, Hypoxylaceae. Gene Ontology annotation, molecular function: structural molecule activity; protein binding. The record is from RefSeq and is a predicted model, not a curated record. The coding region runs from base 149 to 1429 and encodes 426 amino acids. The transcript has 2 exons.
ACUGGAUUGGCUAAUUGUGGCUGAGAUGUCUAAACUCUCUUACGACGACAACUCGAGUUGAUUGAUAACGAUAACCUACCUGACUUUCCAACGUCCGUUUCUACGUUAACCGCCACUUAUCCGCAAUGAUAAUUCCUUGAUUGUGUAGAUGGCUCCCUUACCAAGUAGUGAGGGUAGUAUAGCCGAGAACAGUGCUGCUUUCGAUAUUAUCCAGCAUGGUCACAAAGAUCUAGUCCAAGCCAUAGCCUUCAACGCAUACGGCGAUAGAUGUGCGACCGGUAGUGUUGAUGGAAAGAUUCGAGUCUUCAAUCGACACCAAGAUGGCGUCUGGAGACUAUGUGACAACUGGAAGUCCCACGCCAGUGAAAUACUAGAGCUUCAAUGGCUCCCGCCGACUAUUUAUCCCAACUUGCUGGCUUCUCUUGGUAUAGAGGGCUGCUUUAGGCUAUGGGCUGAAGAUCCUUCCGCUGCUCCGGGAAGACGCUUCAGCGCGAGAGACGGGAACGGUAAGAAUGUGUCGGAGCUCAGAUCUGGCCGGUAUCCAUAUAGAUCCUUUUCAGUGAAGCAUGACGAGACAACGCGGUGCACCUACAUCGCUCUGCUUACUGCCGACGGCCAUCUCACCGUAUACGAAGGCGAGGAGCCCGAGACUUUGACAGAUUACGCCAAGUUCGAUGAUUUCCAGGCCUUCAGUAAACCUAAUCGAGGCGAGGAAACGUGUUUCAAGGUUCGCUUCGAUCCAAACCCUGAGCCUUGCUACACUGCUUUGAGAGCGGGCGUCCCGACGGAUGCCCUAAGCUUGGUAGUAUCCGGAUUAACUUCAGUAAAAAUCUACAGAACACGCGACACCGUUACCAGUUCUUUCGGCGCUGCCACCAGGGGCAGGGAAUUCUAUCUCGCCACUGAAAUCAAGGAACAUAACCACUUAAUUCGAGAUGUCGCCUGGGCUCCUGGAAAUUACAGAGGUUAUGACAUGAUCGCUACAGCUUGCCAAGAUGGCAUUUUAAGGGUAUUCCGAAUUGAUACACCCUUCAACAAGGAUGAUGGCAAAUCUUGGUCCCUGGCAGACAUCCUGGGCAAUACGAGAGCGGAGGAGAAUUCGGCUCCUAGAAGCAAUCAUCCCCGUCGACAAUCCCAAGUUCCUUCCGGCAUAGGAGCAGGGAUCGCCAAGUCCGAGACGCAUAGAGAACGGACUUCGACCGAUCUACCAGGACAGAUACAACAUACCGUCAAGGUGUUAUCUAAACUCACCCACCGAUCACCCAUCUGGAGGGUUGGAUUUGAUGAUGACGGCCAAAUCCUGGGAAGCGUUGGAGAUGAGGGAAAAUUAGUGUGCUACCGACAGUUACCUGACGGUACAUGGGCAAAGAGUUCGGAGUUAGGCAUGAUGAAGGCCAGAAUGACUGCGCCGCCCAUGAACCUGAGCUGAAUUGUCUCUACAGGUCGAAAACAGCUGGGAACCAACCGAGCUGUUGCUACGUUAGAUUCCCGUUCCAUGGCGCGUACGAAACCUCAUCUAACAUUCCACCGCAAACCACGGCCUUGAUCAGGCUUUGAUGGAUCUCCUUCCGGCCUAUCGGUACCUACAGCCUUGAUUACGCUCCCCUAGUUGCCUUUCGAGCCCAUUCGAUAGGUAGAUUUAUACCGUCUCG